Molecule: messenger RNA, 522 nt
Organism: Phasianus colchicus (ring-necked pheasant)
Lineage: Eukaryota; Metazoa; Chordata; Aves; Galliformes; Phasianidae
Source: RefSeq, a predicted model, not a curated record
AUGCAACCGCGGCGAGAGGCAGAGGCGCGGGGAGCGCGAGCGGGCGCUGCUCUCCCGCUGGCGGAGCGGGCACGGGAGAGAGAGCGGGCGCGGGAGAGAGAGCGGGCGCGGCGGGGCCGGCGAGCAGCCCCGGCCGGCCGGCGGCGGACUGAAGGUAGGAAUCGCGGGCGGCUCCGGGGAGAGGGACGGGCCGGCAACCGUAGGAUCCCGGGGUGCCCGCGGCGCUCGGCCGGCGGCGGGAGCGGAGCCCCGAGCGGAGCCCCGAGCGGAGCCCCGAGCGGAGCCGCGGCUGCCUCGGGCCGGCCGUGCCGCUCGGCGCCGCGCGGGGGCGGGCAGCGCGGGGCUCGGCGCCGAGGGGAUGCCGGCCGCGACCGCCCGCGCUGCCGCUCCGGCUGCCGCUCCGACUGCCGGCGGGGCGCCGGGGAGAGGCUGCGGGGCGCCGGGCAGCCCGGGAGGAAAAGCGCCGGGGACUCGCUCGGUUCUGUCUCUGUGCCGAUGUCCGACACGGAGACCGGUCGCUAA